AUGUCAUCUCCACCUUUGUCCCAAGGAUUUGGGUAUGGAAUCGUCCUAGGGUUGGGGUUUGCUUUUGCGUUGGGGAUGAUUGGGACUACUUGGGCUCUCAAGAGGUAUCAAAAUGAGGUCCAAACAUCCGAAAUGUUCAGUACUGCUGGCCGUACAGUCAGGACUGGUCUUGUAGCCUCGGCCGUCGUAUCUUCAUGGACUUGGGCGGCUACCCUUCUGCAGAGCUCCGGCAUUGCUUACCAAUAUGGUGUCUCUGGUCCUUUCUGGUAUGCCUCUGGUGCAACGGUUCAGAUCUUGCUGUUCGCUACCCUCGCAAUUGAGUUGAAGAGGAAGGCUCCCAAUGCACACACUUUCUUGGAGGUUAUUAGAGCUAGAUAUGGCGCCGCGACGCAUGUUACGUAUAUGGUUUUUGGACUUUUUACCAACAUCUUGGUCACGGCCAUGUUGUUAACGGGAGGAAGUGCCGUGGUCAAUUCCUUGACGGGGAUGCCUACGGCCGCUGCGUGCUUUCUCUUGCCCGUUGGUGUCGUCCUAUACACUCUCUUUGGCGGCAUCAAGGCGACCUUCUUGACAGACUAUAUCCACACCGUGGUAAUUCUUGUAGUCAUCCUCAUUUUCGCCUUCACAACAUAUGCCACUUCGGACAUUCUGGGCUCUCCCAGCAAGGUUUACGACUUACUCGUUGAGGCCUCCGCCAGGCAUCCCGUCGCAGGCAAUGCUGGAGGUAGCUACCUCACUAUGCGCUCCAAGGAGGGCGCGAUCUUCUUCAUCAUCAACAUCGUCGGCAACUUCGGCACCGUUUUUCUCGACAACGGGUACUACAACAAGGCCAUUGCAGCCUCUCCAGUUUCUGCUCUUCCAGGAUAUGUCCUCGGUGGCCUUUCCUGGUUCGCCAUUCCAUGGCUUGCCGCGACUACCAUGGGGCUUGCUUGUCUUGCUCUCGAGAAUCACCCUUCGUUCCCCACAUUCCCCGAUCGUAUGCCCGACGCAGAUGUCAAAGCUGGAUUGGUCCUGCCCAAUGCCGCAGUCGCAAUGCUGGGACAGGGUGGUGCUGCUUGCACGCUACUUUUGAUCUUCAUGGCUGUUACUAGUGCCAGCUCUGCAGAGUUGAUCGCUGUCUCGAGUAUCUUUACUUACGAUUUGUAUCAGACGUAUUUCAACCCGUCGGCAACUGGCAAGAAGCUCAUCAUUAUGUCCCACACCAUGGUUGUCGUAUUCGGCGUCCUCAUGGCGGCGUUCAGCACCGGACUCUACUAUGCCGGGGUCUCGAUGGGCUACCUAUACCUCCUCAUGGGAGUAAUCGUCUCUAGUGCGGUCCUACCAGCAUCCCUAACUCUUCUCUGGAAAGGCCAGAACAAAUGGGCCGCCAUGCUUUCGCCAAUCCUCGGAUUGGCCUGUAGCCUUGUCGCUUGGCUGGUCACCACGAAGAAGCAGUUUGGUGAAAUCACCGUCAGUUCGUCGGGGAGCAACGACCCCAUGUUAGCCGGCAACGUCGUGGCCCUCCUCUCCCCACUAAUUUUCAUCCCAAUCCUAACCCUGAUCUUUGGCAUUGACAACUAUGACUACGAAUCCAUGCGAGCAAUCCGCAAAGGCGACGACCACGACAUCGCAGCCGAAGCGCAUAUCGACCUAGAGCUAAUCCCCGGUGAGCGCGCGGGCUCGAACGGCAGCGAGACCGAAGAGGUGGAGCAGAAGAAGCUCGAGAAAGCGGCCAAGAUAGCCAGAAUCACGACCGUCGUGAUGACGCUGAUAUUGCUGGUCCUCUGGCCCUUCCCGCUUUACGGCACUAGCUACAUAUUCUCGAAGAAGUUCUUCACUGGCUGGGUUUCUGUUGGCAUUAUUUGGCUGUUCUUCUCUAUGCUAUGCGUGGGGGUGUAUCCGCUCUGGGAGGGAAGGCAUGCGAUGGCGCAUACCACUAAGAGCAUCUGGCUGGACAUCACCGGGCAGAGGAGACCACCGAUUCAAGGCCGCAUGGCGGACGUGGAGGACGAGAAGCAUACGAAGGAGUUAGAUGAGAAGAAACUACCAGGGGGAGCGACUAGUACUUAGUUAAUCCUAUCGUGGUCCCUUUCUUUUUUCUGUCCCCUCUCCCCCCAUUUUUGGCUUGCUCUGCGUUUCUCAAAUCUUUAGCUGCGGGAGCCCUGUUCUGAGAUGAUUGGGUUUUUUUCGCUUUUUCUGUUUUCUUUCCACAUCGCGCACCCCCCUAAGAAUGAUUACCCAAACUUAAUAAGAAAAAAUUGGUCGAAUUA
Tuber melanosporum (Perigord truffle) is the source of this 2249-nucleotide messenger RNA. RefSeq lists its product as uncharacterized. The record is from RefSeq and is a predicted model, not a curated record. Lineage: Eukaryota; Fungi; Ascomycota; Pezizomycetes; Pezizales; Tuberaceae. The transcript is spliced from 6 exons. Gene Ontology annotation, cellular component: plasma membrane. Gene Ontology annotation, molecular function: spermidine transmembrane transporter activity; putrescine transmembrane transporter activity; urea transmembrane transporter activity. The coding region runs from base 1 to 2049 and encodes 682 amino acids. Gene Ontology annotation, biological process: putrescine transport; spermidine transport; urea transmembrane transport.